AUGUCAACCUCGAAACUUGACUCCAAGACUGUCUCGCGGGGCCCAUUGAACCCCGACGAAGCCCGCUGGACACGCUUGGUGAAAACAACAUACACUGACCCUCUGGGCGUCCAGCGAACAUGGGAAUCAGCCGAGCGCACGACACGACCAGCCGGUGUGGAGCUCGAUGGCGUCGGAAUCGUCGCUAUCCUCAGCAAGGAGGGUGGUUCGGAGUUACUUUUGCAAAAGCAAUAUCGGCCGCCUAUUGAUAAGGUGGUUAUUGAGGUUCCGGCGGGGUUGAUUGAUGCAGGUGAGACGCCUGAGCAGUGUGCUGUGCGGGAACUGCUUGAGGAAACCGGUUAUGUUGGUGAAGCGGAGCAGACGAGCCCCGUUAUGUUUAAUGAUCCGGGGAUGUGUAACACCAAUUUGCAUAUGGUUCAUGUUAAGGUUGAUAUGUCUCUUCCUGCGAACCAGAACCCGAAGCCUCAGCUUGAGGAGAACGAGUUCAUUGAGUGCUUUACUGUGCCUUUAAGCUCGCUGUUUGAUGAAUUGGAGAGACUUGAAAAAGAAGGCUAUGCCAUCGAUGCUCGGAUCGGUACUCUUGCGGAGGGCAUUGAAUUGGCGAAGAAGUGGAAGCUGUGA
Penicillium soppii is the source of this 621-nucleotide messenger RNA. Its product is annotated as MutT/nudix family protein. Lineage: Eukaryota; Fungi; Ascomycota; Eurotiomycetes; Eurotiales; Aspergillaceae. Gene Ontology annotation, cellular component: nucleus; cytosol. The transcript is spliced from 4 exons. Gene Ontology annotation, molecular function: ADP-ribose diphosphatase activity. The record is from RefSeq and is a predicted model, not a curated record. Gene Ontology annotation, biological process: nucleoside phosphate metabolic process; ribose phosphate metabolic process. The coding region runs from base 1 to 621 and encodes 206 amino acids.